Messenger RNA from Peniophora sp. CBMAI 1063, 1245 nucleotides. NCBI's taxonomy places the organism in Eukaryota, Fungi, Basidiomycota, Agaricomycetes, Russulales, Peniophoraceae. The record is from the annotation of a GenBank genome assembly.
AUGUCCAUGAGAUCGUUGACCGCUAUACUCGGCAUACUACCGCUUGUCGGCUACGCACUCGCGGCCGACUGCGUAUUGAACCCCUUGGGAGACGGCCUGGAUGACACCGGACAAAUUCUGACCGCGAUCGAUGUGUGCGGCACGGAUGGGACAAUCACUCUCAACAAAGGCGAGUUCAACAUUACUCGGAAGAUGACCUGGAACUUGACACGCAGCAAGGUUGACAUGUUUGGGUAUCUUAGCUUCGUCCCGGACAUCGACUAUUGGCUUGAAGAGAACAGCACGUAUCGCGUCGUAUUCAUCCAAAGUCAAGCGUCUUGGUUUGUGGUGACUGGCUCGGACUUCAUCAUCGAUGCACACAACCAAGGCGGCAUAAUGGGGAAUGGACAACCUUGGUGGAACCACUUCGCGGUCGUCCCACGCCAUGACGGAGACGGGCGCCCCAUCGCGUUGACGGUAUACCGGGCAAAGAACGGCACUGUCAAGGACUUUCUUAUCAAUGAGCAGCCCUUCUGGUGCAACACGGUCGCAGAAUCCGACGGUGUCAUCUACGACGGGAUGCUCUGUAACGCGACCAACGCGAACUCGACGUACUUUGGGCGGAACAUUGUACAGAACACGGAUGGCAUCGAUACGUUCCGAAGCACCAAUGUUCAACUUCUGAACUGGGAUAUCACGAACGGAGACGACUGCAUCGCGAUCAAGGGUAACACCACGAACCUUUUCAUGAAUAACAUCACUUGCCGCGCAGGUGGUAUUGCCUUUGGAUCUCUUGGUCAGUACGAAAAUCUCACCGACAUCGUCGACAACGUCACCAUCAGCAACGUCUUCUCCACGCAUAUCAACGCAUCUUUCGAGCCCUCGAGGGGCAUCGGCGUAUAUCUAAAGACAUGGGUUGGCACUGUGGAAGGUGUCCCGCCAAUAAGCGGCGGCGGCGGCAGCGGGUUUGUCUCAAACGCCCGAUUCAUCAAUUUCACCAUGGAUGGUGUCGGUACUACGACAUCUAUUGACCAGUUGUGGGAGGGGAAUAGCUCGGACAUCCCGUCGAAGAUGAAGAUCAGCAAUCUCACCUGGGAGAACUGGUCCGGAAGCUCGUCGAGCCCUACGCUUGUCAACCUUGACUGCAGUCCCACCAGCCCUUGCGAGAAUCUGACGUUCAUAAACUUCGAUGUGACUGUGCCGCCGGGAGACACCGCUCAAUUCAACUGUAGCAACACAAUCAACGUGACGGGAAUUUCGUGCUGA